Messenger RNA from Passer montanus (Eurasian tree sparrow), 2583 nucleotides. RefSeq names its product autoimmune regulator-like. Gene Ontology annotation, cellular component: nucleus; cytoplasm. The record is from RefSeq and is a predicted model, not a curated record. The transcript has 12 exons. Bases 437 to 2332 code for a protein of 631 amino acids. Gene Ontology annotation, biological process: regulation of transcription by RNA polymerase II; humoral immune response. Lineage: Eukaryota; Metazoa; Chordata; Aves; Passeriformes; Passeridae. Gene Ontology annotation, molecular function: DNA binding; translation regulator activity; DNA-binding transcription factor activity, RNA polymerase II-specific.
UGCUUCAGCUCUCCUUCCCAGGCCUUGCAGGAGCAGCUGGGUUGCAUGCAGGUGGAGUUGCUCCUGUCCAGACCGUGUGGGGCGGUGGUAGGGAAGCUGCAAGAAAUGGGAAUCUGGCACAGAGGCCCACAUGGAGCCCUUCUUUCAAAGAUGCUGGAACCUGGAGCAGCUGAAGGCCAAUGUCCCCAAAAUCACUCACAGCUUGGCUCCUCUGUCUCUGAAAUGCAUUCAUUAUGUGAGUACCCAGACAGUUCCUCCUGCAGUACCCUGUGUUUCUAUUUUGAGACAUACCACAUUGUCCAUGAGAGAUGCUGGGAAGGGAAGUGAGCAGUGUGGGGGGAGGACACAUUCAAAGGCACCCUGACUCUCUUGCUGCUGUCACACCCCCAGCUGCUGGGCCCUUACUUCCCACACGCCCCUGCAGACGAGUUUCUGGAUGAGAGAAGCAGGUCCUGCGGAAAGUCCAGAAAUUUUGGGGCAUGCGUGGGUGACCGCAGACAUGAGAGAGGUGGGGGUCCCUCGCCAGGACCUCACUGACCCCCUCUCCCUGGUCCCCCCGGGGUGGUCCCCGCGGGCUGGGUGUCCUUCACCGGGGCACAGCCGCCCGGAGCCGGGGAGGUGCCUGACCUCAAGCCCGGGGCUGGGGUGUGGGACAGGCCCGCGCGGGAGGGACGGGCUCGGGUUACGGCCUCGUACAGAGAUGAGUGGAGCUGCGGGUUCCUGGUGCCGCGGCCGAGGGCUAUUAAAGGGGCGAGCACGGGCGGCUGCGGGCCCCGGCAGCGCCCCGGCCAUGGCGGGCCCGGGCAGCGACGGGGACCUGCGGCGCCUGCUGAAACUGCACCGCACCGAGAUCGCCAUGGCAGUGGACGACGUCUUCCCGCUGCUGCACGGCCUGGCUGACCACGAUGUCGUCCCUGACCACAUCUUCAAGGAGACGCUGAGCCGGGCGGAGCGGGAGGGCUCCCACCGCGCUUUCCACGCGCUGCUCACCUGGCUGCUGGGCCGCGACGCAGCCGCCGUGCGAGACUUCUGGGCCGUCCUCUUCAAGGACUACAACCUGGAGCGGUACUCCCGGCUCCGGCCUCUCCGCGGCGCCUUGCCCAGAGUCCCUGUUGUUCUUGCAGAGGUGGAGCUGGGGCGGCAGCGCCGUGGAAGGCGUCUCUCCCCAAGCCCCACAGCACCGGCCCCACACAGACCCCAAGGCAAGAGGAAAGCCCCUGAGGAGCGGGACAAGGCCCGGGCGGCACAGCCCGCUCCACGGCACGGCGCCAGUCCUGGUAUGGAGACCCAGAGCAGGAUGGAGAUGGGCAGGGUGCUGUCCCCGAGGUAUUGUGGUGUGCCCCCCGACACCCAUCCUCACAAUGCUGCAGGGCCCCUGGGGAAGGCAAAGACUGUGAAGAAGCCGGAGGGCACAGAUACCCCCCGCACCUCUCGUGCCAGCGCUCUCCAGGCAGUGGCUGCCUCGGUGCAGAGAGCAGUGGCUGUGGCAGGUGGCGAGGUGCCCGUCAGCCGUGGGGCCAUCGAGGGCAUCCUCAUUAAACACGUGCUGGACCCAAACAGCUCCAAGACAGGCAGCAGAGCUGGUGAUAAGCCAUAUACCCCAACUGCCUGCGAGGAGCCAGAGGCCAGGAGCAGAAGCCACAGCCUGAAGCCCCCAGCCCAGCCCAAGGCAUGCCAAAGUAACAGGGAGCCCCAACUGCACCCUCAGGGCCAGCUGCAAGCAGCCACUGUCUACAGCCAGGACCCUGUGCCCCACCAGGAGAACGAGGAUGAGUGUGCAGCAUGCGGUGAUGGUGGUGAGCUCAUCUGCUGUGACGGCUGCCCCAGGGCCUUUCACCUUGCCUGCCUGGUGCCCCCGCUGCCCCACGUCCCGAGCGGCACGUGGCGAUGUGGCUCCUGUGUGGAGAACGUGACUGAACCAGGCCAGCUGCUGGAGGCGGAUCUGCCUGUGGAGAGACCCCCCGAGAUGCUGGGGGAGGCAGCACGGGACACCCAGCCGGGGGGAGCGGAGGGGAGCGUCUGCAGCCGCUGCUGCACGCGGAUCCCCACUCCCCACCACUGUCCUGCUCCCACUGGGGACCCCAGGGGGCUGCUGCUGUGCAUGUCCUGCACGGGCACGCUGGACACAGGCGGUCUGGGCACCACUGCAGCAGCUGGAGAACAACUGCUUCCAGCAGCCAAGGCAGAGGACGGAGCCCUAGGAGGGGACCCUGUGCUGAGCCGGGAGGAGCUUGAUGCGCUGCUAGGUGAGAGCACGUGGGAUGGGAUCUUGCACUGGGCGUUCCAGACCAUGGCACGGCCGCUCGCAGAAACACAGGAGCACCUCGCCUAGCGCACAGACCAAGCAGCAAACUCCAUAUGGCAAGUCAUGAAAAACCACCCUCUGAGACACAUGUAAAAUAAGAUGAAAAACUACAUACUAACGGCAUAACAAAGCCAGAGAAUACAACACGGAUGGACAACAAAAUAUCCCAAAAUAAGCACAGACGAAAACGGCAGGCCAAAUCCAGUGACACUCAACAGAGAAAAAAAACAAUUAAAAUGUGCAAAAACAACAUAAGAGAGAAAAAAAAAUAACAUGAA